Molecule: messenger RNA, 2814 nt
Organism: Aspergillus saccharolyticus JOP 1030-1
Lineage: Eukaryota; Fungi; Ascomycota; Eurotiomycetes; Eurotiales; Aspergillaceae
Product: patatin-like phospholipase family protein
Exons: 6
Coding region: 1-2814 (937 amino acids)
Biological process (GO): arachidonate metabolic process
Cellular component (GO): membrane
Source: RefSeq, a predicted model, not a curated record
AUGCGCCCAAAUGUUAGUACAGAAUGGCUUGACGUUGGCGCGAGCCAGGAGGGUGUUUUCGUUCGAGAUUACGGCCGCCUGGAACAGGUCACCCUUGAUCUAGCUCAACGCAGCCAGCAGACACCUCUUCUCACGCUAUUCCUUGGAAGUCACACUAAAGAGAUCGCACUACAAUACUUAUUUCCUAGUAAUAAUAUAAGAAGAACCCGGGCAAAAUCCGCAAUAGGAUUGCGAUAUGAUUUGCUGUCCGCGAACAAUCCAGAACCAAUCCUUAUCGCUGACGGCGAACCAGGAAAAGCGCCAGUUGAUUUAGAUCAGGAUGCUUAUCUUCGCAAGGCUUCUGACUACCCUAUAACAUGGGGCCCAGCCACGGCAUCAGCUGCUUUGGGAUUCCUUUAUGCACGGCUUGUAUUACUGUUCACAGAUAUCGUUUGCAUCUUCGCUGAUGAUUUUCCGAGCCUGGCAUCGAUCGCUGACUUUCUAGUCAGCUGUGUCAAAGCAGGAUCUGCAUCAUCUUUGCCGAAAACAGUAAGACCCAGGAUUGUGGUGCUAGUCGCAGGUGACCCAUGUGAUCCAGCUAGCACUGCGUCAGAAGCAAAAGAGUUCUACCGCAAGCUACAUACACCAGGCGCGGAUCGCCUGCGCAGCUGCUUUGCAUCAGUAAAUUUAGCAUCAUUUGACCCCCGUUUACCUGCUGUAAGCCAAUAUGAGCGUCUGCGCACUUAUCUCAAAGACCAGCUGAACCAGAUUAAAGCAACAAGGCUAGAUAACUGGAGUCUUUUUAGCGCAGCCCACCUGUGCGCGUACUUUCAAGCUGCUGUGAAGCAUACAGCAGGAUCUAUAGAGCAAACCUUCGAUUUUGUCCAGGCGACGAGAGAACACAACCCCGUACCUCGAGGGCUAGACCGUCGAAUAUCUCACUACCUCGAUAUCGGUCUCCAAAAUAAUUGCAGCCUUCAAGUCCUUUUAGCAUCACUAAUUUCUGCCCUACUGAUGGAUCACUACGUUCCGGGCAUGGCCUCGUUGAAACCACGGACUGUUUUUAGAAAGCUUUAUAGGCCCGCUGUCAUUGGUGGAUUGUCUAAUCACAAUCGCGGGACCACGAAGCAAACCAAGGAAGACCUAAUAAUAAUGGCUGAAUUCGAAUUCAAAUCACAAUAUCAUUGCUUAAAGACAAGCGGCCUUUCGGCAGUAGAGAGCCGAAGGAACUAUCUCAUGAAACGCAGCGAUACGCUUGGUCGAAUACAGUCCAAUAAAAUUUGCCUCUUUUGCCUACUAUUUGGAAUGCCGGCUUCGAACUUGGAAUACCAAUUUACUAUCGCAUUCUGUCCGCUCUGUCUUUCUCAGUCGCCAUUAACAAUCAAUAUUUUGCCACCAACCAUGAAUCCCAGUAUCCUUGCUAUCGACGGAGGCGGUGUGCGUGGAGGAAUACCCCUCGAAUUUCUUCUUCUGAUUCAGGAACAUCUCGGCCCGAAAUGUGGAGUAGCUGAUGUGAUAGACUUAACGGUGGGUCCUAGUGCUGGUAAGGGUUCAUUCCUUGAAAUCAUACCAAAGUGGAUCUCGUGGAUUAUGAGUGACAGCUGUUACGACGCUGCUAUCUUUGACGCUACUCUCCAAGAAGUGUUUGGGCGGACCCGUCGAGCAUUCCAGCCGCUCGGACAGGGUUCUCCUCUCCAUUCCUACUCCAAGUCUAAAUUUGCAGCAAUCGCGACGAGUAUCGGUAAGGAUACCAAGUCAUUUGUAUUCGGAAACUUCAAUCCUGUGGAGUGGUUAGACAAGGAAGACGAUUACAUACUUUACCGAUCGGCUCAGAUGCACCAGGAGCCGUUGUUGUGGGAGGUCGCUAGAGCAACAACUGCAGCUCCAUUCUAUUUCUCAGUUGCCAACGUCCAAGAUAUCGGCUCUUUUCAGGACGGAGGUCUACAAGAUAAUUUCGCCGCUGAUAUUGCUCGACGGCUUAGUCGUCGUCUUUGGCCAAGCAAAACAGGUAUAAGCAAACUGAUUUCUCUAGGGACAGGGGCAGAGGAAAUACCUCGUGACCAAACUCCCCGGUUCCGCAAUAUCUUUCGCGACGGAUUCUUACGCCGCGGGUACGAUGCGUUUAUGUCACAUUUAGAAGGUCGGCCCAGAUGGCUGAAAUUAAGAGAUGAAUUGGACGCUUCAGCUAGAUCUGACUAUAUGCGUCUCGACGUUUCUCUAAAGAACCUCCCUUCUACACUUGAUAGUGCCGAGAUGAUCAGCGAUUACCGUAACUUGGUAAUUUCCCAGCUAGGCAGUGCCAGAUCGGCCCGAGAUGUUGCGAUAGCUCUUCUGGUAGCGAGGUUUUACUUUACAUUAGACAGGAUACCGGACCGCAUACCAGGAUCUACGUUCUCCUGGUGUCACGGUGUGAUCAAAUGCAAAGGAAAUACCUUUGAGAUAAUUGAAGCUAUUCAGCACUUAUACCCUGAUGACCUGGAAUUCGCUACCGACAAAGGACAUCUCACCAGCUUCAGCCUUGGGGGUAUCUGUAAAGCUUGUGGAAGAUACUCACAGCCGGUAUCAAUUCUGAUUCAUCAUCCAGAUCAGGUUAUAAACAUCUAUUUGCGUAUUGACAAGCACAGAAAAUGGAGUAUCAGUGGCUUUCCGAAUAGAAUUUCAUGGCAUAUUGAGGUACAGCAUUUACAAAGUGGCUUUGGACGACCCGACCAUGGGUACCCCUCGAUUCUACCAUGUGCAAGCUGCUCUAAUGAGACCAGGGUAUCGUGGCGUAAGGAGCACUCUUUGUCACGAUCAGGCGAAGCGGAACAAAGGAAUAAGAAACCUCGCCUAUAA